AUGAAGAAGAAGAACAAGGAAGACCUGUACAAGGAAAAUAAGCUGGAGGCAUCGAAACUGAGAAUAGCAAUUGUUAGUAAUGACAAGUGCAAGCCGAAGAAGUGCCAUCUGGAGUGUAAGAAGAAUUGUCCAAUUGUAAAGACAGGGAAGUUUUGUAUAGAAGUAGAUCAUAGUUCAAAAAUUGCUUAUAUUAGUGAAACGUUAUGUAUAGGAUGUGGUAUAUGCGUAAAGAAGUGUCCAUUUGGUGCUAUCACAAUUAUAAAUUUACCGAAAGAUAUAAAUAAAGAUGUUGUACAUAGAUAUGGACCAAAUACAUUCAAAUUGCAUCGAUUGCCAAUACCCAAAUUGGGGCAAAUAUUAGGUUUAGUAGGUACAAAUGGUAUAGGAAAAUCCACAGCCUUAAAAAUUUUAUCUUCUAAACUAAAACCAAAUUUAGGAAAGUUUAAUAAUCCACCAGAAUGGAGAGAUAUUUUAUCCUUUUUUAGAGGAAAUGAAUUACAGAUAUUUUUUACAAAAUUGUUAGAAGAGAAAUUGUGUCCAAUUAUUAAACCACAAAAUGUAGAUUUUAUACCUAAACAGAUAAAAGGAAAUAUUUUAGAAAUUAUUAAUAAAAAAGAUAAAUUAAAUCAAAAAGAGAAAUAUAUGAGUGUAUUAGAAUUGGAUCAUUUAUUAGAUAGAAAUGUAGAAGAUUUAAGUGGAGGAGAAUUACAAAGAUUUGCUUUGCUCAUAUCAAUAAUAGGACAAACAACUAAUGUAUAUAUGUUUGAUGAACCUAGUAGUUAUUUAGACAUUAAACAAAGAAUCUCUAUGGCGAAAAUUAUACAUAGCUUAGUUAGACAUGACAACUAUAUAAUUGUAGUUGAACAUGAUUUAUCAAUUCUUGACUAUUUAAGUGAUUAUGUUUGUUGUUUAUGGGGUAAAGCAGGUGCAUAUGGUGUGGUUACAACUCCUUUUUCAGUAAGAGAAGGAAUUAAUAUUUUUUUAGAUGGUUUUAUUCCAACUGAUAACUUAAGAAUACGUGAAGAAUCCUUAAAUUUUAAGCUAGCUACAGAUCAAGAUACAACAGAUGAAGAUAAAAAAAGAUUACAUUUUUAUAAUUAUCCAAAAAUAGUAAAGACAUUAAAUUCUUUUACUCUUACUAUAGAUAAAGGACAUUUUUCAGAAUCAGAAAUUUUUGUUCUAUUAGGACAAAAUGGUAGUGGAAAAAGUACAUUCAUACGAUUAUUUGCUGGUUUAAUUAAACCAGAUAAUAUAGAAAAUUUAUCUUUUCUCGAUUCACUUAGUGUUUCUUAUAAACCUCAACAAAUACAAGCCAAAUUUACAGGAACCGUUAGGCAGUUGUUGAUGUCGAAAUUGAAAGGAUUAUAUAAUGAUCCUUACUUUAAUAAUGAAAUUAUAAAACCAUUAAAAAUUGAUGCUAUUCUAGAUAAUCAAGUUUUAACCUUAUCAGGAGGCGAAUUACAAAAAGUUGCUAUUAUUAUUACUUUAGCAAAAAAUACGAAUAUUUAUUUAAUUGAUGAGCCCUCUGCCUAUUUAGAUUCUGAACAAAGAAUUAUUGUUUCUAAAAUUAUUAAAAGAUUUAUACUUAACACUAAUAAAACUGCUUUUGUAGUUGAACAUGAUUUUAUCAUGGCUACCUACUUAGCUGAUCAUGUUAUAGUGUUCGAUGGACAGGCUGGCAUUAAUACUGUUGCCAACACUCCACAAACCUUAGUAGCUGGUAUGAACAAGUUCUUAAAGAUAAUUGAUGUUACCUUUAGAAGGGAUCCGACGAACUAUAGACCCAGAAUUAAUAAAUACGAUAGUGUUAAGGAUAAGGAGCAAAAACUCAACGGUAGAACUACGCAAAUCGCCGUACAAUGCCACGUGCCUGCACGGAAGGAACUUAUUUCAUUAUCGACGAAUAGGAAAACAACAAAAAUUGAUGUCCGACAAGGAUGCCAAUUAAAAUGCUAA
Plasmodium malariae is the source of this 1956-nucleotide messenger RNA. RefSeq names its product ABC transporter E family member 1, putative (gene ABCE1). The transcript is spliced from 2 exons. The record is from RefSeq and is a predicted model, not a curated record. NCBI's taxonomy places the organism in Eukaryota, Apicomplexa, Aconoidasida, Haemosporida, Plasmodiidae. The coding region runs from base 1 to 1956 and encodes 651 amino acids. Gene Ontology annotation, biological process: translational initiation; translational termination; ribosomal subunit export from nucleus. Gene Ontology annotation, molecular function: iron ion binding; ATP binding; ATP hydrolysis activity.